AUGUCUACUUUCACCACAAAAUGCUUUGGGGAGUCUAACUCCACGGAGUACAGAAUGUAUUUCUUUUCCGAACAUGGUCCUAUUUCGCCUUUCCACGACAUUCCUCUCCACCACGAUUCUUCAAACACCUUCAACAUGGUUGUUGAGAUACCGCGAUGGACUAACGCCAAGAUGGAAAUAUGCAAAGAGGAGCUCUUAAAUCCAAUCAAACAAGACGUGAAGAAGGGAAAACUGCGAUAUGUGAAUAAUGUUUUCCCACACAAAGGCUACAUUUGGAACUAUGGUGCUCUUCCACAGACCUACGAGGAUCCUGCUUAUGUUGAUCCCAAUACCGAGGCUAAGGGUGACAACGAUCCAAUUGAUGUCUGUGAAAUAGGGAAUAAAAUCAUUCCAAGUGGUAGCAUUAUCCAAGUCAAAGUUCUUGGCAUCCUUGCCAUGAUCGAUGAAGGCACGUAUCAUAAGAUUAGUGAAACAGACUGGAAGGUGAUCGCCAUCAAUGUAGAAGAUCCGCUCGCGGAGAAGCUCAGUGAUAUUAAAGAUGUGGAGCAUCACAUGCCUGGUUUCUUGGAUGCUACUAGAGACUGGUUCCGCAACUACAAGGUUCCAACCGGCAAACCUAAGAAUUCAUUUGCUUUCAAUGAGGAGUAUAAGGACAAGGAAUUCGCCCUUAAAAUGAUUGCCGAGACUCAUGAACAAUGGAAGCAUCUCGUGCUUCAGCGUUCUGAGUCAUCAGGACUCUUCAGGCAGAAUGUGACCCACGUGGCCAGUCCCUACCACAUUUUGCACGAGGAGGCCAAGGCUGAGGUUGCUAAGCUGCCACCAUUCAAACAAGGCAAGGAAGUUGGCGACCCUGCAGUGGAAGAAAUUCACUUUGUACCCGCUUGA
Messenger RNA from Echinococcus granulosus, 885 nucleotides. Its product is annotated as Inorganic pyrophosphatase. The record is from RefSeq and is a predicted model, not a curated record. Gene Ontology annotation, biological process: phosphate-containing compound metabolic process. Gene Ontology annotation, molecular function: magnesium ion binding; inorganic diphosphate phosphatase activity. The transcript is spliced from 7 exons. Gene Ontology annotation, cellular component: cytoplasm. Lineage: Eukaryota; Metazoa; Platyhelminthes; Cestoda; Cyclophyllidea; Taeniidae. Bases 1 to 885 code for a protein of 294 amino acids.